AUGAGUGGCAGCAUAUUUAAUACUGGAGAAGAAGAGGACCCAUGGUCCUCUACCGCUGGAUGGAAUGAUACUGAUACCAAACCAAUUGUAAAGAGUCCCAUCCCCUCACUUUCCCCCACCCCGUACCAAUCUACUUACCUCACAUCAUCAGAACUACUCAACCAAACAAGAGCAGGAGAUAAUGGGCCCAGUGGUGCCAGCGGCAACUCCAGACCAUCAAUUUCAAUGUCCAAUGUCCCUGCCAGCUACGAAUCAAUUCGUUCUCACUUGGUCAAUAAAAUCACCACCAUCAAUGAUUUUGAAUUUUACAUUUUGGACAAAUUGAUUGAAUUACAGUAUUUGACAAAUUAUCAAAAAACCAAACUCUUGGAUAUUGUAUAUGACAACGACUUGAUUCCAGUUACCUUGGCUCAGAAUUUCUAUCAAAUCUUGGGGUUAAUUGCUUUGGAAAUUGAUGUUCCUGGAUCAGGAGAUUUUGUUACUUUACAAUUCAAAUUAAACAAUUUACCGGAAUUGCCUCAACAGUUUGUUAAAUUGAUCAAAAGAGAAGAUGCCAAUGAUGAAGCAAUCAAUGAUCCACUUAGAGCCAACACAUCAAGAGCCAAUGAUGUUAAUAUAGAAGAUGUUGAUGCAACAACUGCUGAUUGGAACCAGAGGGGUAAAAUUGACCCUGUGCUAACUGACCAUUCUGACUCUCAACAUCAACUCUUGGGAGACAAUAGUAACAAAGAUGAUGGUGAUGAUGAUGGUGAUGGGGUGAGUCCUCAAGAUGCAUCGUAUAUUGAGAAAUAUAUCGAGGAUGUUAGAGAUGAGUUCAAACCAUUGGUUCUUGAUGAUACACCGGUCAAGAUCAAAGAACUUCCCGAGAAAGAGGGGCUCUUGUUCAAGCAUAUCAAUUAUAUAAUCACUCAUAAUUUGGUAUUGGGCCAAGGUAGUGGUGGUGGACUGUCGGGACAAAAGAAAGUUAUCAGAAGAUACUCUGAUUUUGCAUGGUUGUUGGAGUACUUGUUACAAAAGUAUCCUUUUCGGGUGAUUCCUGGCUUACCACCAAAGAAAUUCACUGUAGGAGCGUCACCCGAUUCACAAUUUUUACAACGUCGUCGUCGUGGUUUACAUCGGUUCUUGAACCAAUUGGUUAAACACCCCGUAUUCAAACAGGAACCAAUUGUGCAAUCUUUUCUCACCGUUCCCUCCGAUUUAACCACUUGGAAAAAGCAAGCCAAGAUUGAUUACUCCAUUGAAUUUAAGGGCCAAAAAAUCCAGACUGUAUUUAUAAAUACCAUAUGGCCAGCUAUAAGUCAAGAGUUUUUACGUGAUUGGGCUCAAGCUGAACAAAAUAUUCGAAACUUGAUUGAAAAAUGGACAAAGUUGGUUAUUCUUGUUGAACGAUAUGAAAGAAGACAACAACAAAUGAGUUUUGAUAAUCAAAAAUUUGUCGAAAUUUUGAAUCAAUUCAAGAGACUAGAUACAACAGUUUAUCCACAAGAUCAAAAUGCCAUGUUGCAGAAUAAUGAUAUUGAUGGCAUCAAUAGUGGAUUAACUUUGAUUGGCGACAGCUAUACCAAAUCAUCACAAGCAAUUGUUGAUGAUAGUUAUACGAUAAACACCAAGACUUUGGAAAAAUUGAAAAACUAUAUGGAUUAUUUGUACUCUUUUUUGGAGUUGUUUGAAAGAAGUAAACAAUUGUCAAAUAAUCAAAUUGACAUGUUGAAUAAACGCAUCAAGGAGAAUGAAUUAAAUUUCAAAAAACUAACCAAUGGACCUACAAAUGGUAAAGAAGUUGAAUUAAACAAGUUAAGACAAUCGAUUAUAAAUGAUAAACAAGAGAUUUUCCAACAAUUGAAUCGAGAUUGGUUGAUUAAACAAUGUUGUUUUAAAGAGUAUGUCAUGUUUCAGGAGACCCAAUAUUUGAUAAGUGAAGUAUGGGUGGAGUGGUGUAAAAGUAGACACAAGUUGCAAGAAAAGUUGUUCAAUUUGUCAGAAAGUUUGAGUACUGAAUUAAUCAAUGAUAUGCCAAUAAGUAGGUAA
Molecule: messenger RNA, 2028 nt
Organism: Lodderomyces parapsilosis
Lineage: Eukaryota; Fungi; Ascomycota; Pichiomycetes; Serinales; Debaryomycetaceae
Exons: 3
Coding region: 1-2028 (675 amino acids)
Biological process (GO): protein targeting to vacuole; retrograde transport, endosome to Golgi
Cellular component (GO): endosome
Molecular function (GO): phosphatidylinositol-3-phosphate binding
Source: RefSeq, a predicted model, not a curated record